CUCUCUCUCUCUCUCUCUCCUAAAAGUCUCUCGAAAGCCACAUCGAUCGUGCCCUUAAACCAAAUUAAGGAAUUUGGCCGCUCCGCUAGCUGCUUGCUUUUCCUGCAUUUGGUUGUCUUCUUUUCUUUGCCGCAAACAGAAUUCUUUCCAACAAUAAAGGGCAACAAAGAAUGAUGACUGGAAAUGGACAACUUGCCGUUCCUCCAGGUUUCCGAUUCCAUCCAACCGAUGAGGAGCUUCUGUACUAUUAUCUGAAGAAGAAAGUCUCCUAUGAGGCUAUUGAUCUUGAUGUUAUCAGAGAGCUGGAUCUCAACAAACUUGAGCCUUGGGACCUCAAAGACAAAUGUAGAAUCGGGUCUGGUCCUCAAAAUGAAUGGUAUUUCUUUAGCCACAAGGACAAGAAAUAUCCAACAGGAACUCGAACAAAUCGGGCAACCACAGCUGGUUUUUGGAAAGCAACGGGAAGAGACAAGGCCAUCCAUCUCAACAACUCUAAGAGGAUUGGCAUGAGGAAAACCCUAGUCUUCUACACAGGACGUGCUCCUCAUGGCCAAAAGACUGAUUGGAUCAUGCAUGAAUAUCGCCUGGAUGAUGACAACUCCGAGGUUCAGCAGGAAGAUGGAUGGGUCGUCUGUAGGGUUUUCAAGAAGAAGAAUCAAAGUAGAGGUUACUUACCAGAUGCUGCUCAAGAAGAUCACUUCUCUCACAUGAAGGCUAGCUCUUCUUCUUUAUCAAUGGAGCACAAACAGAAUCACAUGCAAGCAUUAUACGACUAUAGUUUCGAUGGUUCCAUGCAUCUUCCGCAGUUGUUUAGUCCAGAAUCAGCUGUUGCCUCAUCCUUUGUUUCACCUAUUCCUUUGAACAACGUGGAUAUUGAGUGCUCUCAGAACUUGUUGAGGCUAACAUCAAGUGGUUGCGGACUUGUGCAACCGGAGAGGUUCAAUGGUGAUUGGUCAUUUCUAGAUAAGCUUCUUGCGUCUCAUCAAAGCCUUGAUCAGCACUCCCAAACCAAGGGCAAUCCUUCGUCUCACCUUUUUGAUCAUGUGGGUGCUUCAAGUCAUCAAAAGUUCCCAUUUCCAUACCUUGACUGUGAAACUGACAUUAUGAAAUUUUCCAAGUAGAUGUGGCAACCCUCCAACACUGCAUCUUUUAUAUCUUAAGCUUUCCUAAGCUGUGGAGCAGACAUUUUUAUUCGAUAUAUAGUAAGGACUACUUGGUUAAAUUCUA
This is a messenger RNA of Hevea brasiliensis (rubber tree), 1227 nucleotides long. Its product is annotated as protein SOMBRERO-like. Bases 171 to 1121 code for a protein of 316 amino acids. Lineage: Eukaryota; Viridiplantae; Streptophyta; Magnoliopsida; Malpighiales; Euphorbiaceae. Gene Ontology annotation, biological process: regulation of DNA-templated transcription. The transcript has 4 exons. Gene Ontology annotation, molecular function: DNA binding. The record is from RefSeq and is a predicted model, not a curated record.